Suillus subalutaceus is the source of this 282-nucleotide messenger RNA. RefSeq lists its product as uncharacterized. The record is from RefSeq and is a predicted model, not a curated record. The transcript has 2 exons. NCBI's taxonomy places the organism in Eukaryota, Fungi, Basidiomycota, Agaricomycetes, Boletales, Suillaceae. The coding region runs from base 1 to 282 and encodes 93 amino acids.
AUGGCUUGGCGUGCUGUCGACUGGUGUGUCGAGUUAAACAAGUUGUUCACAAAGGUUAAAAAUGGAGGCAAAGGGUCCAACCACACUGUCAAGUGCAUUUUUCUUGAAUCACCGCUUGUGCAGGCAUACCAUAAUGCACAAAGCAUGAUUCACAAAAACUUCCUUCUCACCCACCUCACUAUGAAACACUCAAGUCCUAACAUGAAGAAAACAUUUGAAUUACUAUGUAACCAACUGGCUAAACAGUCCCCGCACUCGCCAACACCUGGUAGGAACAGCUGA